UAGAUUCUCAUUGAAAAGGGUCGUGUGAGAAUUGAGAGAAAUGACUCUUUUCAGGUCGCGAUCAUCGUAUUCAGUACAGUGGUAGUGGUCAAGGCUCUGGCGGUUUUGGUGGUCAGCGCAAUUACCAAAACAGUGGCAGCGGUGGUGGAUUCAGUAGCUCAACUCAGCGUCAGAGUAAUCGUGCUCCUCCCCAAGAAGAUUGGUUCGGCAACUAACCAGAAGCUCUUUCGUCUGUCUCCACCACCAGCAGUGUGGCUAGUGAGGCGCGACGUUGGCGCUUUGUCGACUUUCAACGAUCUUUGCGAAUGGCUCUCUGUCUCCGCUGUUAUUCCUCUUCUCAUCUCAUGGUGUGCUAUGGAUUCGGCUGGCCUCCACUAAUUUGAAAUAAAGCAUAUGCAAAUCUCAUCUUAUCAAACGUUCGUUAAUGAGAAAGAAAAACUAGAGCUUGAAAAGCGCAGCGCCUCCAUUGCUUUAUUUGUUGGUAACAAGGACUUAGAGGAUGCAUCUUCACGUCUACGUAUACUUCCUGGACUCGACACACUGGAUAAGUAA
Molecule: messenger RNA, 552 nt
Organism: Strongylus vulgaris
Lineage: Eukaryota; Metazoa; Nematoda; Chromadorea; Rhabditida; Strongylidae
Source: the annotation of a GenBank genome assembly